AUGGCCGUCUCAUACUCCGAUGUUCUCCUCAACAACACCUCCCUGGCCGACGCCGGGUCGGGCGUGACUGCCGUUUUCGUCGGUGCAACGGCUGGUAUUGGACUUGGGGCUCUCCGCUCCCUCACUCACCACACAACCGCACCCACCAUCUAUAUAGUCGGUCGCUCUCGCAAAAGCCUAGAUAGCCUCAUGGCAUCCCUGCAGAUGCUCAACUCAGGCGCCACUUUCCACGCCGUCGUCGCCAAAGAUCUCACGCUGGUUGCAGACGCCGAGAAAGCCGCCGCCGAGAUCAUCCGGCUCGCCAGCCGCGUGGAUCUGCUUAUCAUGAGUCCCGGGUACAUUGACUUUAGCCACCAAGUGUCGCCAGAAGGCAUCGAUCGCCUGAUCGCCAUCCGGUACUAUAGCCGUAUGCGUUUCCUGGUGUCACUAGCACCGCUGCUGCGCAAAUCGCCGAGUCCGCGGGUGGUAAGCGUGUUGGCGGCUGGGAUGGAAGGCAAGCUGUUCCCAGACGACUUACUGCUCGAGAAGAAUUUCAGCGCAAUGAACGCGGCGGCUGCGGCCACGACGAUGACGACACUGUUCCUGGAGGAGUUUUCGAAGCAGGAGGGCAAUGAUCGGCUGGUGUGUUGUCAUUUGUAUCCGGGCUGGGUUGGUGACACCGGUAUGAGGGUAGGAAAUGGGUUUUCGGCGUGGUUGCGCGUCGUCCUUGAGUGGGUGGUUGCACCGAUGAUGAGGUGGGUGGGUUAUACGAGUGAGGAGGCGGGUGAGCGGGUGGUCUUUGCAGCAACCAACGGGCGAUUCAGAAGACUGAAAGAGGGAGUCAGUGGCGAAGGCACAAUGGUGCAGAAGGGGGUUGAUGGCAGGAUUGGCGGGGGGGUAUAUCUGGUGCAGGACAAUUCGAGCGCGAAGACGCAGAAUGAGGCGCUAAGGCAAGCGCGGGAGGACGGCAUGGCCAAAAGGGUCUUCGACCACACGAUGGCGCAGUUUGAUGAAAUCAACAAGGGAUGA
Messenger RNA from Cyphellophora europaea CBS 101466, 1008 nucleotides. RefSeq lists its product as uncharacterized. The coding region runs from base 1 to 1008 and encodes 335 amino acids. Lineage: Eukaryota; Fungi; Ascomycota; Eurotiomycetes; Chaetothyriales; Cyphellophoraceae. The transcript has a single exon. The record is from RefSeq and is a predicted model, not a curated record. Gene Ontology annotation, biological process: secondary metabolic process.